Messenger RNA from Manihot esculenta (cassava), 951 nucleotides. RefSeq names its product F-box protein PP2-B15. The transcript has 3 exons. Bases 100 to 951 code for a protein of 283 amino acids. Gene Ontology annotation, molecular function: protein binding. The record is from RefSeq and is a predicted model, not a curated record. Lineage: Eukaryota; Viridiplantae; Streptophyta; Magnoliopsida; Malpighiales; Euphorbiaceae.
CCUCAGGGCUCAGACAGCGACAUAACCUGAGAGCUACCUUCAGCUUUGUCUUUGUCUUAGCAAUUUUUUUUUCUCUAUUCAAUAUCUUGGUUACUAGAAAUGGAAGGUCAAUUAGAAUUUAACAGGUUACCAGUAGACUGUGUUUCUACAAUUCUUUCCUUAACAUCUCCAUUAGAUGUAUGCAGAUCAUCCUUAGUUUCCACCUCAUUUCAGUCAGCUGCAGACUCUGAUGUUGUCUGGGAAAGUUUUUUGCCUUCUGAUUAUAGUAACAUUGUCUCAAGAAUCAUAGCUCCUCUGAAAUUUUCUUCAAAGAAAGAGCUUUUUCUUCGUCUUUGUAACCCCAUUUUCAUAGAUGAUGGAACGAAGAGCUUCAACUUAGAGAAAUCAUCUGGAAAGAAAUCCUAUUUGUUAUCAGCAAGAGAUCUUUCCAUAACAUGGAGUAAAGAACCAAUGUAUUGGCACUGGGCGUCUCUACCUGAAUCAAGGUUCUCUGAAGUGGCUACUCUCAGAACCAUUUGUUGGCUAGAAAUACAAGGCAAGAUUAAGACUCAAAUGCUAUCACCAAACACUGUUUAUGUAGCAUAUCUUGUAAUGAAAAUCACUGGUCGUGCCUAUGGGCUUGAUUUAAUGCCAUCUGAGGUAUCAGUUGAAGUUGGGAAUCACUUGUCUAAGAGCACUGCAUAUUUACGUCGCGGCGAAGAUAGCAAGAAACAGCAACUAGAGCGUCUAUUCUUUGCCAAUCGUAUGCAGAUGCUGCAGUCAAGGGUGAUGGAAGGAGACGGGAGAGUCCCACGUGAUAGAGAUGAUGGAUGGAUGGAGAUUGAGCUUGGAGAGUUCUUUAAUGGCGAAAAUGAUGAUGAGGAAGUGAAGAUGAGAUUAGAAGAAGUAAAGGGUCAACAUUUGAAAGGAGGACUUGUUAUUGAAGGGAUUGAAAUUAGGCCUAAACAUUAA